UGCUGAAGGUUGGUCCGUGGGGUGGGGUGGCUGGGGGUUCAGUCAUGCAAGGUCUGUUGGACCUCGUGUGUGAUUGAGGCCAUCUUUGGUGAUUAUGGGCCUGUGUGGUUGUGUUUGUGGGUGUGGGUAGUCUCAAUGAGUGCUGACCAUGCGUUGGCUCAGGCAAGACUCCCACAGAGUGACUUCUGUUAAAUGACCAUAUUCUCUUUUGUUCUUUGGUCUUUCUCACCCAACACAUCACUUUGUUGGUCAGUGACGGCUCCUUUUACCGAAAUAUUUCCUCCCUUAAGCGUUCUCAGCUGGUUCAGCCUCAUUGCCCUCCUCUAUCCCCGAACCGCCUUCAGCUCUCUCUAGCUCCAGCCGUUUGAGUGUGGUGCUCCCUGAUGGGCAUGCUCUUCCCACAGGCGUCCACAGUGGGUUCCAUCCUCUGUUCAGGACUCAGCUAAAAGUCAUUUCCAGGAUGCCUUUUCUGGCCGUGGGAAGGAGCACCCUCCACCCACCCCUUCCUCUGUCACGUUUAAAAUUUCCUGUGAGCACUCUUUUAGUCUGACGUUACUUUAUUUACUUGUUUUCCAUCUUAGAAUGCAUUUCUUAGAGGACAGGGACCCUGUCUUGGGACCUUAAGUCGUCUCUCCCAUGUGUUCAGAACAGGGCCUGGUUGUGAGAGGCAUUCAGCAAACUGCUGCUCUCCUGGCCCGUAAACAAGACUGUGCAUGUGUGUGUGAGUGUGUGUGUACCUGAGAGUGCUGAAUGUGCAUGUGCGUGUGAGGGCGGGGUGCAGGAGUACGUCGGGAUCCUGAAGGAGGAAACGAGAGUGGCAGUUUGGGAUGUUAGUAUAGUCGGCACAUUCCCUUUUCCAGAGGUGAGAGAAGAUCCGUGCAUCAACCCCAAAGGGGUCCAAGCUAAACAGAAGCUCCUGGGGCACGUGGGCCUUGGAUCUCAGGGACCCCAGGUUCGGAUGGCAACAACUCUCUUUUUUCACUCAGGGCUUCCCAGACUGUUGAGACCCCUGUGUCCAGGAGAGCUUCCUGGGCAUCUUGGAAAGAGGCAUUUCACCUUUGAAUGUUGCUCUCUGCUAUCCUAGAACCUUUUCUCAGAGAUUUGCCCUCCAGCCCUACACUCUUCACGCUGGACUAAACAGAGUCCAGUUUCCCUGGGGGGAUCUGACUUUUAUGUAUAUACGCCACAAGUGGGCAAAACCCCAGUCAUUCUUCUCCCUUCCCACUUUUAGGAAUUUUUCCUGCUCUGGAUGCCCUUGCUCUGCCCUCUACCACUGUUUUGGGCCAAUAUUCAAAAUCCAGCCCGUCUUUCGAUUCUUUCUUGACUGCCCCACAAGAUCCUCCUUAUAUUGUUGAUGUGAGAACCUCAAUAUAAGGGAACCUCCUUAUAUUGUUGAUGUCUCCACUUACUGGCCCAAGUCGUCCCUCCAUUCUCUUCAUCAUAAGGUGGGAGACUUUCAAGGCCCUCAGGAGAUGAUGUCAGAAGCUGAUGUACAGGGUCAGGUCAAGGCUAAGAUGUGUUCAGAUGUUUCUUUUCUCCUGCCUGCUCACUGUCUGCACAGGGCAUGGGCUUUGCUGACCAAGCAGCAUCUGGUGAUGAGAGCAGCUUUGUCUCGUCUGUUUCCAGCCCUUGGCCCAACUUGGGGUACUAUAUUAUCUCUUUGUUCCAUUUAUUUGCUGGAAAAGUGCCCACCGACCAGUCCACCGUGUCCAGUCUUCUUAAGUAGCCUGUCAGCCUGUGGAGACCAAGCUGGGAGCACCGGGAGCUUAGGUGCUCAGCAAACACCCUAGACCACAGGUGUAUUCUUAGGAAGGAAAUGACAUCUCUUUGUGACCUCACGCUGUGGAGUCCCCGGCUCUGAUCUUGUGUCUGGUUGAAUGUAAGUGACCUGGUCCAUGAGCAGUGGAGGAAUUCAAAGGCAUGGCUCUGAGGAACAAGAUAACUCAUGUGAGAUAAAAAAGAAGAGGCCUCAGGACUAGGGGUGCAUUCUCAGUGUACAGACAUUUGACCAGAGGCCUCUCUCCAGAGCAUCAGAACAGAGCAGAUUUUCCAAGCAGCUGAAAAUGAUCAAGUCACAGAUCUCAUUUGAGGAUGUGGCUGUGGACUUCACGUUGGAGGAGUGGCGGCUGCUUAAUCCUACGCAGAAGAACUUGUACAGAGACGUGAUGCUGGAGAACUAUAGCAACCUAGUGUUCUUGGGUUAUCAAAUUAUCAAGCCUCAUGGGAUUUUCAAGCUGGAGCAGGAAGAGCCAUGGAUAAUAGAUGAAGUUCUAAGUCAGAACUUUUCAGAAGAAGUCUGGCUAGAUAACAAUCUCAAAAUGUGGCACCAGGAUAAUCAAGACGAGCUUAGAAGUAUGGAGAGAGGCGAUGAAUGUGAUGUUUUUAGGAAAAUAUUUCAUUCAAGCAUUAACUUUGUUCAUUUAGCAAUGAGACCCCAUAAAUGUGGCACAGGUGAAAAACAUUUGAAACAUCGUUUUGAGUUUCUUAUUUCAAAAAAUAACCUUGGAGGAAAGAAACUUGAUGAGCUCAGUAAGAAAUUUUUAUUCUACAUCAAACCUGAUAGAACCCAUGGUGGAAUAAAACACUGUGAUUGCAAUACAUGUAGAAAGGCCAGCAGUAGAGAGUCGUGGCUCAUUGCAGACCAUAUUACACAUACUGGAGUCUAUUUAUGCAUGGAGUGUGGCAGAGUUUUUAAUAAGAAGUCACAGCUUAUUAUACAUCAGAGGACUCAUACAGGAGAGAAGCCCUAUGGAUGCAGUGAAUGUGGAAAAGCCUUCUCACAGAAGUCAUUGCUCACUAUUCAUCAAAGGACUCAUUCAGGAGAAAAACCAUAUGGGUGUGGUGAGUGUCAGAAGGCUUUCAGUAGGAAGUCAUUACUCAUUUUACAUCAGAGAACUCAUACGGGAGAGAAGCCCUACGGAUGCAGCGAAUGUGGAAAAGCUUUCAGCAGGAAGUCACAGCUUAAAAGACAUCAGAGGACGCAUACUGUCGAGAAACCAUUUGGCUGCAGUGACUGUGGGAAAGCUUUCUCCCAGAAAUUAAAGCUCAUUACACAUCAGAGAACACAUACAGGAGAGAAACCCUAUAAAUGUGGUGAUUGUGGGAAAGCCUUCUUUUGGAAGUCCCAGCUCAUCACUCAUCAGAGGACUCAUACGGGGAAGAAACCGUAUGCAUGUAAUGAGUGUACCAAAGCCUUCAGCAGGAACUCACUCCUCAUUAGGCAUCAGAGGAUCCACACAGGAGAGAAACCCUACGAAUGCAGGGAGUGUGGCGAAGCCUUUGUCCGAAAACCACAGCUCGUGAAGCAUCAAGUAACUCAUACAGGAGAGAAGAACUAUCAGUGCAGUGACUGUGAAGAAGCAUUCUUUAAGAAGUCAGAGCUAAUCAGACAUCAAAAAACCCAUUUAGGGGAGAAACCCUAUGGAUGUGUUGAAUGUGGAAAAACCUUCUUUGGGAAGUCACAGCUCCUGACGCAUCAGAGAACUCACACUGGAGAGAAGCCUUAUGAGUGCAGUGAGUGUGGGAGAGCCUUCACCCAGAAGUCAAGCCUGAUAUCACAUCAGAGGACGCACACAGGAGAGAAGCCCUAUGAGUGCAGGGACUGUGGGAAAACCUUCAGCGAGAAGUCAAGCCUCGUUCAUCAUCAGAGAACCCAUACUGGAGAAAAACCCUUUGAAUGUAGCGAGUGCAGGAAAGCUUUUGCCUGGAAGCCACAGCUUCUAAGGCACCAGAGAAUUCAUACAGGGGAGAAACCUUACGAGUGCAGUGAAUGUGGGAAAGCCUUUGUUCAGAAAGUGCAGCUCAUUAAGCAUCAAAGAAAUCACACAGGAGAGAAAACCUAUGGGUGCAGUGAGUGUGCGAAAGCUUUCUUUGAGAAGGCACAGCUCAUUAUACAUCAGAGAAUUCACACAGGAGAAAGACCCUAUAAAUGUAGUGAAUGUGGGAAGUCUUUCACUAGAAAGUCACACCUUAUGAGGCAUCAGAGAAUUCACACAGGAGAUAAAUACUAUGGAUGCAGUGAGUGUGGGACUGCCUUCAGCAGGAAGUCACAGCUCAUGGCUCAUCAGAGGACUCAUGUAAUCUAGAAACUGCACGAGUGCCAUGAAUAUGGGAAAUCUGUCAGACUGAUAGGAGAAAUCCUGUCAGUGCACUGAGAAUGCAGGUCCCACCCAGCAGAGUUCAGAAAGGAGGGAGGUAUUUUUACGUAGACAGCGUAAGAGCCUUCUCCUGAAACACACAGCUUAUUACACGUUAAUGACUUGUUGGUGUGGAAGUCUUAUGAGUAUCCUAGUAGUGCAGAACCUGGUAGUCAGGAGUGACAGCUUCUCAUCAGAGGACCUAAACACGAGGAGAAACUCAGUCGUUGUAAAAAUUGAGCGGGGGGUUUCGUCAAGAAAGGAUCAUUUGUGGUACACUAGAGAAGACAUAUGCAAAGGAAAUACUGAGCAUCUUGAAUUAGAGAUCUCAGUAUGAAGGAGAAGUCCUAAUAGUUUGGAAGAAUUCUGGUAAGCAUGAUUCUAUCGAAAUAAUCCUAUAGAGUUGUGUUGUAUAUAAGUUACAAAAGUAGUUAAUUUUAAGUGGUAGCUGUGUUUUAAGUGUGAAGACAUGCUUUCUGCUGUGGUGAUGCGGCAAGGGCCAGAUUAAUCCCCUGCCUUGAACAGCUAGAAACUGUAAAACGUAUAUGAAAUAACGGUUUCGAGACCUAUGACAGGCGGAAGUGUGUGAUCCCUGGCAGAAGGUGUAGAGAGUGAGGUGAGCCCAUAAGAGCCCAGCCUGGUGCCUGGUGGCAGUUCCCAGGCUGCAGAUCAGGGAAAGGAACAAAUGUGGUCUUGCUGAAUCAAAGAGAAUUGCUGAAUUGGCAUUUGGGGAGGCCAGAGUAGCCAGAGUUUGCAGGGAGUUGUACUGGAGAGGAGGGAGCUUCCCAGAGAGAGGGCUGCAGAAAUCUACAAGGAGUCCGCUUAGUCUUUUGGCUUAGUACUGAUUUGCACAUAUGUGACCAGAAAUUUCCUGAGUCCAGGAAAAGUGCUGGAAAGCAGUCCGCCAAGCAGUUCCCAGAAAUCAAUGUAGGGCUGGGAAUAAAAUUCCCACCACCUGAAAUGGCAACGACUUCUAACACAUGGGGCAUCAGGUAGGAUUCCCAGCAGAGUAUUAUCUUAGUAGUGAAGUAAUUAAUCCUAGAUCGAAAGCUAGUCUGGACCCACAAUGUCUGGCAUCCAAAAACAUAGCUGGCAUACACAGAAGCCAUGAGAAUAUGACUUGUAACCAGGAGAAAAAUCAGUCACUAGAAAGAUACAGAAAAAAUGGAAGCAGUUGGCAUUAAAUAAGGAUAUUCAAAUAGCUUUUAUAGAUAUAUGGGAAAACAGGAAUGUGACAGAUGAAUUGGAAGAUGUAUUUUUAAAAGCCUGAGUGGAACUUCUCAGGAUGAAAACAACAAUAUCUGAAAAUUAAAACAAAACAACAACUUUGGAUGGAAUUAAGAGCAGAUUAGACAUAGAAGAUCAAUGAACUUGAGUGAAAAUAAAAACUGUCCCAACUGAUGGACACAGAAAAAAAAAGACUCGAAGAAAAGACAAUAGGGAGUUGGUUACAGCGAGGCACGUGUAUUCGCUUGGAGUCCUAGAAGGACAGGGCAGAGAAGAGGCCUAAGAAAGUAUUUGAGUAAAUAACAGAUGAAAUUUUUACACAUAUGAUGAAAAAUGUAACUCCACAUAUUCAAGAAGUUCAAAGAACCUCAAGAUCAUGAAGAAAAUCCUGCUGAUGGACAUCAUAGUCAAACGGAUAAAACCCAAUGAUAAAGAGAACCAGGUGUAAAGCACCCGGAGAAAGACAGGAUACUUGCACAGAACAGAGGACCACACACACACUUGUGGUCAGAAACUACUCGAGCUGGAACACAACGGAGUGAGGGACAGACAACUUUACAUAAAACCCCCACCACCUGCCGUUUGUCUAUUUCCCAUCAAAAACAUCUUUCAAAAAUGAUAGCAAAAAAAAAAAAAGUUUCUCAGAGAAACAAAAUGAAAGAGACUUUAUCUAUAGACCUUAUUUCAGGAAACACUAAAGCAAGUUUUGGUGCAGCAAGAAAAUCCUAGGUGGAAAUGAGGAUCUACAGGAAGAAAAGAGGAGCUCUGGAAGUGGUGAAUAUGUGGGUAAAUAUAAAAGAUCUCUUUCCUCAUUUAAGAGUCUUUUAAAGUGGUAAUUGACUGCUUAAAGCCAAAUAAUGUAUUGUGGGUUAUGAUGUCUUUAGAAGUAAAGUGUAUCUCAACGACAA
Felis catus (domestic cat) is the source of this 6271-nucleotide messenger RNA. RefSeq names its product zinc finger protein 605 (gene ZNF605). The transcript is spliced from 7 exons. Gene Ontology annotation, biological process: regulation of DNA-templated transcription. The record is from RefSeq and is a predicted model, not a curated record. Gene Ontology annotation, molecular function: DNA-binding transcription factor activity, RNA polymerase II-specific; RNA polymerase II cis-regulatory region sequence-specific DNA binding. Lineage: Eukaryota; Metazoa; Chordata; Mammalia; Carnivora; Felidae. The coding region runs from base 2064 to 4085 and encodes 673 amino acids.